UCAGUUUGAUACGCGCCACGCGGCCGCAAGGUUCUCGCUCUUGGUUUCCCUCUCUCGGUUUCGGUCGGUCGGUUCUCAGUGAUAUGAUAACGAUUCCUGAUUCGCCUGAACAGUUAACGAUCCUCGCCUUUUGAUCACAAGAGUCGCUGUGCUUCUAAGGAACUUAACCGUAUUUAAUUGGGCCUAUUUUAAGUGCUUUCGAGUGCCGAUAAGAUUGAUCAUAAUUUGCAAACGCCUUGUGAUAAAAUUUGCCCACCAAGCGAGACAUGCUCAAGUCCAACCACUGAACAGACAAUCGAUUACAAUAACAAUCACAACAACAAUUACAACAACAACAACAAUCAUCAUCACCCGGAGCCAUGGCGGAGCGGAGGAAACAGCAAGUGCCCCCGGGCCAUUACUUGUGCGGCCUGGGCAAGUGGCAUCCCGCCUGGCUGCAGAAAUACGCGACGACCAAAUGGUUCAUGGGCGUUUACGGUCUGCUUGGCACCAUCCAGGCGAUGUCCUACAUGUACUUCAUUGUCACGUUGACCACACUGGAGAAGCGCUUCAAAAUACCCAGUCAAACUACAGGCAUCGUUCUCAGUGGCAAUGAGAUAUCUCAGAUAAUGUUGUCGCUGAUAUUAUCCUAUAUCGGUGGGCAGCGCAAUCGUCCGAUGUGGAUAGCCUGGGGCAUUAUGAUCUGUGGCUUAUCCUGUUUUAUUCUGGUGCUGCCCCAUUUUAUCUAUGGCGCUGGCGAUGAGGUCCUCCAGCUGACCAAGGAGUACCAGGAUAGUCUCUGGAAUAGCUCCCUGAAUCUGAAUUACACGUCCGUGCAGAAUGUCAGCUCGAUGAAGGCGCAAUCGGAGCAGCUGUGCGGAGUGGGCAAGCCCGAGGAGAACUGCGACAGUCUGUUCACGUACGUUCCCCUGGUGCUUAUCUUCUUCUCGCAGUUUGUGCUGGGCAUAGGCAAUACCCUGUACUAUGCCCUAGGUCAGACAUAUCUGGAUGACAACACGAAGCGCACGAAUACGCCGCUCAUGUUGGCUGUGGCCAUGUCGCUGCGCAUGAUUGGACCCGUCUUUGGCUUCUUCUUCGGUUACAUCUCGUUGAACACCUUUAUCGAUCCCAGCAAGACGCCGCUGAUUGAUGACAAGGAUCCACGCUGGCUGGGCGCCUGGUGGCUGGGCUGGGUCAUUCUGGGCACCCUGAUGUGCAUGUUCUCCGGCCUGAUAGGCCUCUUCCCCAAGCGCCUGCCCAAGAAAACGGAUGACCCCAAACACAAUUCGCAUUUGCCGCACGUGCUGCGGCACGAGGAACUGAAGCGCGAGGAGGGCCUCUCGCUGAGCAGUCGCGUCUCCUCGAACGCCGCCCUGGACAGCAUUGGGGCUGGUGGCAAUGCCGAUCUGCCCAAGCUAAAGGAUUUUCCAACUGCUCUGAUGCGUCUGUUGCGCAACAAGCUGCUCAUCUUUAAUAUCACCUCGGGCGUCUUUUACAUUCUGGGCGCCUCCGGCUUCAUGACCUUCCUCUCCAAAUACAUGGAGGUGCAGUUCCACAAGGCCGCCCACAGCGCCACCAUUGUCGUGGGUCCCGUCUCCAUUCUGGGCAUGGUCGUGGGCCUCUUCGCCUCCGGCCUGGUCAUAUCCAAGAAGAAGCCCUCCGUCAGCAAGGUGCUCAUGUGGAAUGUUUUUGUGGGCUUUGUCUACAUUUGCGGCCAGCUGUCGUAUGCCUUUUUAUACUGUCCCGAUUCUGUAUCAAUGGCUCAUGUGGGCAACUUCAAUUUGACGACCAACUGCAAUGCGAACUGCUCCUGCGAGGGCGUCAACUACUCACCUGUGUGCCAUGAGGCCAGCGAUACUACCUACUUCUCGGCGUGCCAUGCCGGCUGCACCAGCUGGAACGCUGACAGCAAGCUGUACGAUGAAUGCGCCUGCCUCACGGUAGAUCUCAAAGCUGUACCCCAAUAUGGUGGCUCGGAGCGCUUGCUAAUGGAGCUGCAGCCCACGGGAAUGUCGCUGACAGAGAGCACCGAUCUGGACAUAGAUCCCGCAGCCGUGCCGCUGCUUAACGAUGACUAUUCCACCGAGCUGCACGAGGAUCUGUUGACACGCAGCAAGCGAGCUGUGGCCGAUCUGAUACUGCGUCCGGGCGUUUGCAUGGAUGGCUGCAAUGUGGCCUUCUGGACGUUCUCCAUUACCUCGAUCAUUGUCAAUUGGUUUGGCAGUUCGGGUCGCAUUGGCAAUGUGCUGGUCAACUAUCGCUCCGUGUCGCCGGAGGAUAAGUCCUUUGCCCAGGGCUUGGCUUUGAUGAUGAUCAGUUUGUUUGCCCUGAUACCGGGUCCGAUUAUCUUUGGCCGUAUCAUUGACUCCACCUGCCUGGUGUGGACUAAGACCUGCCAUGGCAAUGGCAAUUGUCAGCUCUAUGAUCAGACGAGAUUCCGUUAUUCCGUCAACUUUUUAUCCUGCCUGUUCACCUUCAUUGGCGUCUUCUUUGAUUGGCUCGUCUGGUACUACGGCCGCGAUCUGGAUCUCUAUGGCGAUAAGGAGGCCAAGCGCCAGGAGCAGGCUACAAGGCGGGAUCAGCCCAUUACGCCGCUGUUGGCCAAGAAGACGUCGGAGCAAGCGGAUUGCUAACCAGCUUCCAAAUGCAAUACUCAAAAAUCUGGUGCCAAUCAUGAAGAGUGUUCAAGAUAUGGUAGACUUCAGCUAUGGGACCGAUUGCAAAGCCAUUUGUACAAACAUUUCGCAGAACUACGGCUAACUAUGGAUGCAUCAAUUGUCGUGUGUGUGUCGUUUAAGUUUUGUUAAUACAUUUUUAUCUGUAAUUUGUUAAUAAAUAAGAUGAAUUUAUAUGUUAUAAUGUUUAAAUCGUAUACCAAUAAAAGUUAAAAAUAA
This is a messenger RNA of Drosophila montana, 2873 nucleotides long. RefSeq names its product Organic anion transporting polypeptide 33Ea (gene Oatp33Ea). The record is from RefSeq and is a predicted model, not a curated record. Gene Ontology annotation, cellular component: plasma membrane. The transcript is spliced from 8 exons. Gene Ontology annotation, biological process: sodium-independent organic anion transport; transmembrane transport. Gene Ontology annotation, molecular function: protein binding. The coding region runs from base 360 to 2612 and encodes 750 amino acids. NCBI's taxonomy places the organism in Eukaryota, Metazoa, Arthropoda, Insecta, Diptera, Drosophilidae.